CACAGUAAAUACUAAUGCGGUUACCUUUCUUCCAUAUUAGUAUACUGUAGAUUUCCUUCAUAUUCCUCAAGAAACACUAUAAGAAAGUCACGUAACAUUUGAAUUUCCUACGAAAGCAUUUGUUUUCUUCAGAUAUUCUGCGAGUGCUGUACAUACCGGACAGGACCCGCUACCUAGGAAACGCGACGCGCAGGGGAAGGCGCCGAAAACAAGAGUCGGCACCGGGGGCUUCCCUUGAGCGUCAUGAGCUUCGGCCGCGAUCGUCCCGUCCCUCUGCCUCGGACGGCGGCCAAGGUAGAAUUCGUGGCGACGCGGGCGUCCAGAAAGCCUCUAUCAAACCACCCUACAGGGAGCCACCUGUCUUCAGAUUCAGUUUGUCAAGAUAAUUUACUGGUUAGAGAAGAUGAACAAAACAGUGAACUUCAUGCUUCUUUAAUCAACAAAAAUGAUCAAAAGAAACAACAAGAGGAAAAGAUGAGAAUGAAAUAUGAAUUAGAAGAUCUAAGGGCUCAGUAUGAACAGCUUUUAGAAGAGGGGAGCAGUGAAUGUUUUGAUGAAAGGCGUGUUAAUCUUCUAAAGGCUCAAGUACUACAGCUGGAAAGGCAGGUAGUGCUACUUACAGAAGGAUUAAGUUCUCGAGCUGCUCUUAUGCUGGAAUUAAACACUUCUUUACAGACUAUUGCAGACAAGCUUAGCUCUUUCCUUAGCACUGAAGGAACCACCUCUGAAGUAAGCGUGCCCUGUGCAGAAAUUCGUCAAACAAUUGAGCGGUGCCAGACAAUGAGACUCAAACUACAAAGAAACCAGAAAGUUUCUGAUCUAUCAAGACUUGCAUUGCCUUGGACAUUGGGAGGAAACUUUGUUAUACAGCCAGUUACACUCCUGGAUGUUUGCUAUGGCAAAAUAGAAAAUUUAAAUCUUAGAUAUGUGAGCGCCCUUGAAGGGAAACUUAGCAAGCUGUGGAGACACCUGCUUGCCAUGAGGCAAAAUCUGAGUUUCAUGCUAGCCCCAGGACAGAUGUCCUCUGAGGCAGCUCAUCAUACCCUACCAACUGUUGUUUAUGCUCGGCUGAUAAAUCAUGCAGCUCAGUGUCAUCGGUCUGUGGAGGAAUGCUGCCGUGACUUGUUCACUUUGACACUUCUGGUACCUUCCGCACCUUGGGAAAUCCUGGAAAAUUCCUUGAGCCAGGAGUUCACUGUUGAGAAUGUGCUUGCAGUGCUUCCUGCCUUCCCAAAGGGUGCCCCUCAGCAGCGUGCAAAAAGAGCUGUUGAAGCGCUGGUAAAGGCUCAAAAUUAUUCCAGGCAAAUGGCAAUGCAACAGACAUUUGCUUUGCAAGCUGAACUUAAUUUCCAUAGAACUCUGUAUAAUCUCCAAGUUAAGUACACCGAAGCUCUCUUCAGUGGAAUAAAGCAAGCAUACCGCACAUUUCAAGAUAAUGUUGCUAUGGUUCUCUGCUCACCACUACAAGAUGUUUUUUCUUCUUAUGCAAAACUUAAAACAGAAGCUUCUGAGUCUGCUUUGAGAGGCUUUCUUGCUGCUUUCAAAAAUAAUGCUGAACAGAUCCAAUAUGCAGUUGAAAGUUUAACUCCACCGAUGAAUCAGCAGUGUGAAGGUGAUGAGGCCUUGUCAAAGUUUGGAAAAGAGUUCUUCCUGUCUUUGGAACGUGUUCUCAAAGCUUGUGGAGAGCAGCGGGAUAAAGCAGCCAGUGAAAUGGAGACCUUACAAACAGAACUUGAUCAAGCCUUAGAAACUCUUCGGAACUUAAGGGAAAAGAAGGCGAAGAAAUCAGGAAUCAACCAGCAUUUCUCAGCCCAUGAAGAGGGUACAGCAGAAGGGAUGGAAGCAAGUAGCUUGAAUGUAUGUUCCCGGAAAACAUCUGAACCUGAUUCAGCAUCUAAAUUGCUUCCUCACAGAUCUAGCCAUUUGCUAAAACAUGGUUCUGUCUUAGAGUCUGUCAGUGUCAACCCAUCCUCCAAGCAGAAAGGGAAGCUCCUUCAGAGGAGCAAGAGUAUGAAGGCCACUGAAAAACCACCUUGGCAGGCUUAAAUAUCGCUUUCUAGUGUCUUCCAGCAUUCAUGUCUUUACAGUUCUUAUGGAAUGCUGUGGAACAGCAUGGUGGAGCUUUCAGCAUGGAGUUCAGCACUAAGGAGUCAGUGUAUUUCCUUUUGUCUAUAAAGUUUGCACUUUUAAAUGAAGUGGCUUCUCCAGACAUGACAGGUUUAAUUCUUUAGAACUUUUCUAUUCAGAACAUGGACAUCCUUUGACUUGUAAGCCAUUCUCACAAUAACAUAAGAUGAUAUAGGAACAUGCUUGAGCAUUAUAGAUCUCUGAAGAAGCAAAGAAGUCUAAAGUGAAAAUUGUAAUGUGUAAGCAUUUCAGAUAGAAAAUAUCGAAAUACCAAAGAGCCAUACCCAAAGCUACUCUCUAGGUGCAUUAAGGAGUAUGAAGAAGUGUCUUUAGAAAGUGACAGACACAGCCAGUAGGGUACCCUGUAUAUAUCAGUGCAUAUCCUGCACUGUAUAAAAAGAUGUAUGCUACAUGGUGCCUUGAAAAGGGAGUUGGCCGCACACCAAUAAGCCUUUCUCCAAGUCCCCUGCUUCCUUCCUCUGGCCCAAAUGCACAGAUUGUCUGUUGCUUCUCUACACAUUCAUAGAACAGGUCAGUGUUUCCCAAAUUGGUGCCCUUCAGAUGUGUUGGAGUACAGCAACCACCUGGCUGAGAUUGUGGAAUUUGUAGUCCAACACAUACAUCAGGCUGAGGAAGCUACAACAAAUGAAGAAUUAUAUUGUGGGACUUCCAUAGGCUAUAUUACCAUAACAUUUGGCUUCUAGGCGUCCUGGGGAAAGAUAAAGCUUCCAGCUUCUUUGGUCCUUGUAGGACAAGGCUAGAAUUACUGGGGGUUACCAUGCAGCUGUCAAGGUGCACCCUAAAAUAUACUACAGUUAAUAAAACUGACUUUGAACCUGUUCCAUUACUGUUCUACAGAAACUGUGUUUGUUUCCUAGACACAUCCAGUUGCUUGGAAACAAUCCCCGAAGAAGGUUUGUUAUUCAUAGCAUUUCUCAAGCCAGCUAUGGUUCUCCUUAAAUAGUCUCAGCAUCCGAGAAGUUUGAUUGUUCCCCUUGGCUUGCUACCCCAGCUGCAAGCCAUACUCUAGGCUCUCAUGCUUAUGAGUCUAAUAAACCUGCCCAGAAUGACAGAGUGGGGAUCAGGAGCAGCAUUCAAAAUGUUUACAAGUUGCACAUGCUUUUGAAGAAGAUAUUUCAAUAUUUUUUUAAAAAAAUGGAAUGAUGAUUAUGUAAUGUCCCGUCUCCUCCAUCAGCUAUUUCUGAGUAUGCUGAAGGUGAAAUGUUUGAAUGUGUUUAAUUAAUAAAUGAAUGGAAAGAAACAUGA
Molecule: messenger RNA, 3393 nt
Organism: Pogona vitticeps (central bearded dragon)
Lineage: Eukaryota; Metazoa; Chordata; Lepidosauria; Squamata; Agamidae
Source: RefSeq, a predicted model, not a curated record